GAAAGCCCGGCCACCGCGCAGUCCUAUCGCGCCAGUACGUCCAGUUUCGCGCGCUUUUUGACAAGUGUCAUUAAUUUGGAUACUCUGCAUUAAAAAUGAAAAUGAGGUGGAGUAUUUUAUUUGGUUUAAUGCUUAUCGGCGUCGCAUGCGCAUCAGAAGAAGAAGACAACGUUCCUGAUGCAGGAGUUGAAGAGGACGAUGAAGAAUUACAAUUUGAUCGCGAGGAGUCCCGGAAUUUGAGGCCGAGAGCAUAUAACACACCCGUGGCCUACCCUAACACCCUGCCUAGUGGUUUUCGACCAACGCCAUCUCUUGCUGAGCUUGCAGGCUACCAGCGUGCUCAAGAGCAGCAGGAGUAUAUAGUUCCCACCAGACCUCAGCAAGUCUAUAUCGAAGAGCAACGACAACCUAUUAGGACACCUCACAGGAAGCCUCAGGACCAACGUCCAGCUAAGUUCCAACAAUCACUGGAAGAAGAGGAAGAAUUAGAAGAAAAAGAAGAGCCGGACCGCCUUUCAACUCUCUUACAGCAAUCAAAGUUUGACUGUGGCACUCGCAAGACUGGAUACUAUGCAGAUGAGGAACUGAAUUGUGAAGUGUUCCACUACUGCCAGGAUAAUGUUAAACACUCUUGGAUUUGCCCAGAGGGAUUCACAUUCCAUCAAGUUCACCUAAUUUGCAUGCCACCAAAUCACGACAAUAUCUGUCAGAGGUCAUCCAAGUACCACUUUGUUAAUGAAUACCUUUACAAGCCUAUUAACGAAGAGGAAGUCCAAAGGAAACCUAACUCUCCUCUGCGUUACUCCGAGAGGUACUACCCAUCUGAGGUCUAUAAUGAUGACAGAUAUGAAAGGGAGGAUGAGGAAGAGGAACAAGACCCUAAUAGACAGCAAGCAGCACAAAUCCAAGAAAGACCACAUCAGAGACAGCAAUUCCAGCCCCAGGUCUUCAGAUCAGCUGAAGAAGUCAAUAUACCUUUAGUCCAAAGACGUCCCCAACGUCCUUAUGACUUUGAACAGUAAACUAUAUUUUAUUAAUUAAUAAAAAUGUUCAAUUAUUUCCAAGUGCUACAUUAGCCACCUUAGAGCGGUUAAUUAUAAUUUAAAAUCACUAUUCUAAAGCAACAUAUAAAAAUUAGUGAUUGAUUUCUAAAAUCAGAUUUAGCCGUUUCAUGAGCAUUUGGGAAAGGUUAAAUUAUUAUCGAAAUAUUAUUUUGGUGCUCAAGAUAUAAUUUAAAACUUUUAAAUACUUAUUUUAAAUAUAAUUUAAUAGUUUACGUACUUAUUUAUGACACUGUACAAUAAAGUAUUUUUGUAAUAGUAUUUUGUAAAUUACAAAUUAGAUAUAAGCUAGUCUGCUAGAGCUAAGAAAUAAAAGUUUAUUAAAAAUAA
Pieris rapae (cabbage white) is the source of this 1391-nucleotide messenger RNA. RefSeq lists its product as uncharacterized. Gene Ontology annotation, molecular function: chitin binding. The record is from RefSeq and is a predicted model, not a curated record. Gene Ontology annotation, cellular component: extracellular region. The transcript has 6 exons. The coding region runs from base 96 to 1022 and encodes 308 amino acids. NCBI's taxonomy places the organism in Eukaryota, Metazoa, Arthropoda, Insecta, Lepidoptera, Pieridae.